AUGGCGGCCGACCUCACCGAUCCCGGCCUCGAUAGCGCCAUCCGACAACUUCUCGAUCAGCAGGCCGAGAUUCAAGCACGGCUUGCUGCCUUGCUGCCCGCAAAGUAUGGCCUCAAUGCCAAGUUGGAGCUUGACAUGCUCCGCCACAAGUUGCGGGUUCUACAAGCCUACUCUGAUCAUCACCAUAUUUCUGCCAACAUACCAAUCAAUUCUGAGUUUGAGGAGGCUAGGUCAUUGCAGUACCGAUGCGAAUGUAUAGAGACUGCUUGCUUAGAGCAAGGCCACGAUCUGCUGGACCCAAACAUGGUUGAUGCCCUUAAACGAUCCCUGUAUGACGAAGCGCCGACUGGCUAUGCGGCUUGGUUAGACCGUAAUCUUGAAGGCCACGACCCGGUAAUCCGUGGAUGGAAGAUGAGGGAAAGCUUGUCACCGUCGUCCCGGUCCACGUCCUCUUUCAAGUGCUGGGACGAGCGCUGCAUACAUUACAUUUACGGCUUCCACAACAAGGACGAGCGAGACAAUCAUGCCCGAGAGCAUACCCUACACCCCCAUCGCGACUCGGGCAUGUCAGUCGGCAAUACACCGCCGAUUUCCUUUCCCGAAUACCAGACAUUGCGACCAUGGGGCCCCGAGACAGGAAAGCAGCCGCUGGCUCUCCAACUCCCAAAGCCAUCGCACGGCACCCAGCUAGCUCCUUUGACAACAGGCCAGCCGAAAGAACGCCGAGAUACUCUUCAAUCCUACUCGCUAGUCAGUGAAUAUUCCGCUCCAGGACGCGGCUCUGUUGAUUCCGAAGUCGACCCGUUGCUGCCCCCUUUGAAACGUAGUAGGGUUGGUCAGUCUCGACUCCAGUCGAUUGGCGAGCUCAGGCUGCUUCAAGACUCUGGACCAUGCUUGCGCUGUAUGGCUACUAAGCAACCGUGCGAUUCGAACGAGCCGUGUUAUUAUUGCGCGGACCAGCCACUUAGUCCAAGCAGUGACUUUUGGAAGGCCAUCGGCUGUCAUCGUGGCCCCCUUGACGCCUUUUCGGACAUCAUGCUCCCAGUAUCUCCAAGACAAUCACAGACUCCAAUCACAUCUCCGCUAGCCCAGCGAAGAAGCAUGAACGAGCAUCUGGAAAAUAGCUACCGCAUAUCACCGGACAUACUACAUGCGGUCAAAGCAAAUCUUGAUUUUGAUGACGGGUUCUGGUGGACGGAAGAACUUGCAAAUCUUCCUUUAGCCAACUCUACGCUUUCACACUACCCUAGAGAAACGAUCGAUCGGCCACCGCCAAUCUUGAAUAUUCUAACAGCGAGUUGGAAUGGCGGAGGAACUGCAUACAACUUUCUCCACCUUCUGAAGACAAGCGGCCUAAUCGCGGCCACUAGAGAGAGGGAGGAAGCAGUAUUCCCAGUGUUGUAUCGAGCGAAACUGUUGCUGCGAGAGGUCAUGUUCUGGGACCUUCAACAACCAGAACCUUCGAUUCGCCUAGACGGAGGCCCACCCCACCGACCCCUAUUUACUGAUGAAGUCGAUCAAGAUGCUCAUUAUCGUUUACUCUACAAUUGCAUGGCGCAGUUCCUCCAGGCAUUUGAGAGUGCCACGGUCAAGAAGGGGCCACAAGACCCGAAGAGCUGGUGCGCGGUGUUUAUUGCACUUUGCAUCUUCAGCGUUGUGCGUACGAUCUUGGUGGAUAUUGCCUCUUACCUGCCAAGACGACUAUCAUCGCACACUCCUCCAACUUGGAGGGGGACAGGCGGUGUGCACGCCAUGAACAGCGUCUACAAGCUUCUGGUCACGCUCUUUGCAAGUUCUGGGCCCAUGUUACUCGACGAACAGACCGCGGAUCUUGAUGAACGGGACAGAGCCAUCACAGACUCCUUGUACAUGGUUAUGAGAAAGGACACUUGGGGUCAGCAGGGUUUUGCUUCUUCCAAAGACUUCUUAAUACAUCUUGGAGAUGGCAACAUGGAAGGCGCAGCCACGUUCAACGGGUUCCUCAGGCAAAGAGUUCCAGCACGCACCAGUAUGUUCGUUCUUCCGCCCAUCGCCAAACCCAGCGAAGAACCCAGACGUCCUAUGCACGACCCUCGAGCUUUGGGCGAUCCUUGGAUCCCGAACCCAGCCUCGCUAUCAGACCGAGACCCAUUUGCCGCUACGAUGGGUCCGGAUUACCUUACUUCGCCCCAAGGAAUAGAUGCUCUGGGCCGCAGGCAUACCGUCGGAGAGAGUCCAACUUUUCCCCGAGGCCCCUUGAGGCCUUUGGAGUCCCCAAUCUCGGGCGGUCGAGGGCGGCCGACGUAUCAGCGGCCCCCUUUACGUCGCGUCUACUGCAUAAAGUGCAAUGAGUACCCUGAAGGGUUUAGAGGCGAACACGAGCUCCGUAGGCAUACCGAUGCCAAACACGCUUCACUGGUGAGGCGUUGGGUAUGCACCGAGCCAGAUACCUAUAGCCCGACGUUGCCGCAACCUGUCAUACCACUUGCAAAAUGUAAAGCGUGUGUGACGCAGAAACGGUACGGGGCCUACUACAAUGCGGCAGCGCAUCUCCGGAGAGCGCAUUUCAACCCGCACAGAGGCGGAAAGGCUAGUGGCGAUUGGCCGCCCAUGACCAUUCUCAAGGACUGGAUGAGAGAGGUGCGGCAGUCUGUUGAUAUUCAAGACCAAGACGACUCGAGUGGAGGGGAAGAGGCCGAUUACAAACAGCCGCUUGAGUAUUUCACCCAGGCACCACCUCCGCCACCGCCUGCGCGAUCUCCUACAUUCGGCCCAACGAUGCUAGCGGCAGCACCGCCGGCUGUCCCCUUGAUGAUAGCUCCCGCUGAGUCAAUGGUGUCUUCUCAGAUGAGCAGCCCAUCAAGCAAAACCCUGGAUAAUCGGACUCGGUGUCCUCACCCAGAUUGCGGCCGCGUCUUCAAGGAUCUUGCAGCACACAUGCUUACGCAUCAAGAAGAACGUCCGGAAAAGUGCCCGAUAGAGACUUGCGAGUACCACACGAAAGGAUUCGCGCGCAAGUAUGACAAGAAUCGACAUGCACUGACACACUACAAAGGGACGAUGGUUUGUCCGUUCUGCCCAGGGGUGGGCACUGCAUAUGAGAAGGCGUUCAAUCGUGCGGACGUGUUCAAGCGACAUCUCACUUCGGUGCAUAACGUUGAGCAGACGCCUCCCAAUAGCCGGAAGCUCAUCAUCAGCGGAUCCGGCAAUGUCCGAGGAGACGGUGCCAAGUGCUCAAUCUGCCAGAGUUAUUUCGGAACAGCUCAAGAAUUCUACGAACAUCUUGACGACUGCGUUCUUAACGUUAUCGUACCGACGUCGGCCAAGACGCCUAGGGACUCGUCGGUGCUGCCUUCAGUAUCAGGCGUUGAGGAGAGGGAACGGUUGGGCGACAAUGAUACCAUCAACGUACAGACCGGGUCGCCCGCAGGUGAAAAGAUGGAUACCAACCCAUAG
This is a messenger RNA of Colletotrichum paranaense, 3435 nucleotides long. RefSeq lists its product as uncharacterized. Bases 1 to 3435 code for a protein of 1144 amino acids. The record is from RefSeq and is a predicted model, not a curated record. The transcript has 5 exons. NCBI's taxonomy places the organism in Eukaryota, Fungi, Ascomycota, Sordariomycetes, Glomerellales, Glomerellaceae.